GCCUUUCGUGAGCCCAAAUUCAUCCUCUCUUCCCGACCUCCCCUCCUCCCUUCCGCCCUACUACGCUCCCUCUCUUCUUCGUUACCUCUCACUUUCAAUUUCUUCUGACCUUCUCAUCCCCCCCUACCUUUCAUGUACACCUUCCCUCCCUCAUCCUCAAAAUACCUCCUUUAUAACCAUCUCUCUCUCAUAUAGUUUUCUCCCUACUACUUCAUUACACAGGAAGAUGAGCCUCAGACCCUCGUCAUGAUCGCGUCCUCUUACUUCAAAGUAUCUACGAUCCUCCACUCAACAGUCAUCAUUCGGUAGACGUCCUCUCUCGGCAGACGCAAACCCAAGAACCGAAGAGAAGCAAAGUACAGCUUCGUUUCAGCCAUUUCAUAACUCUGAUCCGGCUGCUCCCCCACCAUCUUACCAACCAUCCUACACUUCUUCUCUGUUUCCUUUCUCUCGCCAACCUUCCCUCCCUCCCUCCUACCCUCCCUCUUAUCCUCCCUCUCUUCCUCCUUCCGUUUCUCCCUCUCUUCCCCCUUCUGUUUCUCCCUCUCUUCCCCCUUCUGUUUCUCCCUCUCCCUCUCCCCUUCCCUCUCUUCCCUCCACCUCUAAUCCUUCGCCCCAUCCUCCUCACCGCCACUGAUUCUCCCUCUCCAACGUAUGAAAUGCGUACACUUACCGACACUACUGAAAACCUACCCGAAGACAACAAUACAACAUAUGAUACACCACAAGAUUGCGAAGAGCCUUCAUCAAGCAGAGUGGCAGCAAAAUUGUCAGCCAUGGGUCUUACUGAGACUCUAGACUAUCACAGUCAGGAUGAAGAUUCCAGUGAUGAAAACGAAGAAGAAGAAGAGGAGGAAGAGGAGGAGAGGGAAGACAAGGAAGAAGAGCCCAUGGUCGACCUGCCACAGGUGGUACCAUUCAGUAGUGCUGAUGAGGAAAGUAUAACUGGCAGAGUGGCACCUGCUGCAACUGUGGACGACACUACACCGACAAAGGGGAUCAAACCAAAGCACAUUGAUGUAGGGAAUCUGAAAGAUUUUGUGAUGAGGCCAGCUCCGGAGGGAGUGGCAGUGAAAUGCCGGGUCUCUAGAGACAAGAGAGGAAUGGACAAGACGAUGUACCCAACCUAUUUACUUCACCUUGAGCAGGAAGACACCGGCGAAAAGGUCUUCUUGCUUGCAGCAAGAAAGAGAAAGAAAAGUCGAUCUUCUAACUACCUUCUCUCAACCAACCAAACUGACCUCUCGCGAGGAGGAGACAAUUAUGUGGCCAAGCUAAGGUCUAACUUCCUAGGAACAUCUUUCACUGUGUACGAUGAUGGAAUAAACCCCAGCAAGAGACAAUCGAGACUGAACCGUUCUGCCACCAGAGAAGAAAUGGCUCUUGUCCACUAUGUACGCACAAAUGCUAAAACCACCCGCAGCAAUGCAUUGUCUGAAAUGUCCUUGUUUCAUUCAACACAAUGCAAACGCAAAAUCUAAGGCCAAAUGUAUGCAGAUUUUGCCAGCCCUGCCUGCUUAGGUGCCCAGGUAGCCCAGUAGGAAGACAAAAUUCCAGUCACAUGAUUAAUUUUUAUACUUGGCCUUCCCAAAGCAGCUAAAGGUGUUAGCCUAGGUGUCUAUAUUUGCCUUGCUUUGACACUUCAUGAUUUCACCUGCAAGCUUACUCACACUUACUGAUCAGGACACUAAUGUGCUGGGAUUCAAGGGACCUCGGAAAAUGAAAGUGGUUAUCCCAGCCAUGUCUACUGACAAAGAGAGACUAUCUGUCAAACCUAGAAAGGAUAGUGAGACAUUACUGGAGAGGUGGAAGAAUGGACAAAUGACUGACCUUCUAGAGGUGCACAACAAGCAGCCAACAUGGUCGGAAGAGACACAAGCCUAUGUGUUGAAUUUUCAUGGAAGAGUGACACAGGCAUCGGUGAAAAACUUUCAACUUGUUCAUUCAGCUGAUGAAGGCUACAUUGUGGUGCAGUUUGGGCGUGUGUCAGAGGAUGUCUUCACACUUGACUACAAGUACCCUGUGUGUGCAGUCCAGGCCUUUGCCAUUGCACUCAGCAGUUUUGACUCAAAACUGGCUUGCGAAUGAUUUUUCCAUCUUUGAAAAAAAGAAAUUUU
This is a messenger RNA of Geodia barretti, 2117 nucleotides long. NCBI's taxonomy places the organism in Eukaryota, Metazoa, Porifera, Demospongiae, Tetractinellida, Geodiidae. The record is from the annotation of a GenBank genome assembly.